Messenger RNA from Hibiscus syriacus, 1069 nucleotides. Its product is annotated as syntaxin-21-like. Gene Ontology annotation, cellular component: endomembrane system; membrane; SNARE complex. The transcript has 7 exons. Gene Ontology annotation, molecular function: SNARE binding; SNAP receptor activity. The record is from RefSeq and is a predicted model, not a curated record. Gene Ontology annotation, biological process: vesicle-mediated transport; intracellular protein transport; vesicle fusion. Bases 27 to 851 code for a protein of 274 amino acids. NCBI's taxonomy places the organism in Eukaryota, Viridiplantae, Streptophyta, Magnoliopsida, Malvales, Malvaceae.
GGGGGGGGGGGGGGAAAGAAAAACAGAUGAGUUUCCAGGAUCUUGAAGCGGGUCUUGUUAGGCCACAACCACACAAUUACUUAAAUUCUCCUCAGCGAGAUACACGAGAUGCUUCGCCUUCGCACUCGCUGGCGGCUGGGAUUUUCAAAAUCAGAACUGCCAUUUUGGCCUUUGAUCGCCUCGUUAAUUUCCUCGGUACCCCUAAGGACACCGUUGAAUUACGCGACAAGUUGCAUAAGACAAGGCUACAUAUUGGGCAGCUGGUCAAAGAGACUUCAGCUAAACUAAGGGAAGCAAGUGAAGCUGAUCAAGAUGCAGAACCCUUAAAGAAAAUUGCUGAUGCUAAGCUUGCGAAAGAUUUUCAAGCUGCUCUUAAAGAUUUUCAGAAGGCUCAAAGGCUUGCGGCUGAGAGGGAAACAGCAUAUACACCUUCUGUUCCCAAGGGAGACCUUUCUUCUAGUUUUGAUGCUCAUGCGGUGGAGAAAAAAUCAUCAAAGAGUCUAGAGCAGCAACAGCUUCUGGUUUCAAAAAGACAAGUACUGUUGGAAAAUGAAAUCACAUUUAAUGAAGCUAUUAUUGAAGAACGAGAUAACGGGAUCAAAGAAGUUCAGCAACAGAUCAGUGAAGUGAAUGAGAUUUUCAAAGAUCUAGCAAUUUUGGUCCAUGAGCAAGGAGCCAUGAUUGAUGACAUUGGUUCUAACAUUGAGAAUUCCCAUUCUGCAACUGUUCAAGCUACUUCACAUCUUAAAAAGGCAUCCAAGAACCAGAGAGCAAAUUCAUCAACAAGAUGUUUGCUGGUGUUAAUCUUUGGGAUCAUCCUCCUUAUUUUCAUCAUAGUUGUUGUGGCUUAGCAUAUUCGGCAUCUCAAGGUUAAAAGUUCUCUAAAUCUGUGUAACGAACUCAUUCGGGUGAUUUACUAUCCGAACUAUACUGCCAUAUGGAAUCUGUAUUAAUAAUUUCUAUAUGCUGUAGGGGUAAGAUCCUCCUGGAGGUUCUUAGUUUUGCAGCAAAGCAUGUAUUGCACCCAUUGCCUCAUUUAAUAAAAUUUCAAAGUGAAAAUAUGUAUAUU